UGGUGUAAUAUCGCUGCAAUAUCUGGCAUAUGACGUGUCCGUAGGGUCCUUGCUUCCUGGUUUAUGUUGGAGUGGUGAUUCACUGUAAAUCGUGAAAGAUGUCGAAAGUCACCUUUAAAAUCACGCUGACUUCGGAUCCGAGGCUACCUUACAAAGUGUUAAGUGUCCCUGAAGCCACCCCUUUCACGGCAGUGUUAAAAUUUGCAGCAGAAGAGUUUAAAGUUCCAGCAGCCACCAGCGCCAUCAUUACCAAUGAUGGUAUUGGAAUCAACCCAGCACAAACAGCAGGAAACGUCUUCUUGAAGCAUGGCUCAGAACUCCGAAUCAUUCCCCGAGACAGGGUGGGAGCCAGUUCUCGUCCAGACUGGAAAUGACAUCACCGGGACAUAAAAAAAAGUGUAUUUAUUUCCUCUCUGUUGCUAAAUGAAACCCCCCACUGAACACACUCUGUCGUCUGUUGUCAUGACGCACAGAAGGCAAGGGCUGCCCUGUGGACCCUUUCAGUUCUGCUAUGUUAUUCACUUGAUGUGACCCAGUGGAAAUGCAACUGCAUACAAGCCUUUGAGAAAUGGUGAAAUAUUCCAUAAAUCACAUAACAAAUUUUCUUUCAGCAACAAGUAGAAUAUUGCAGUGCCACGUUAACACCUCAUGAUGGAUAAAGUGGAUAAAUGUCCAAUAAAAAUACAGAAGAAAAUGGACAGAAUUCACAUCAAAUUAAUUUUCCUUUUUUGAUGAUUUUGUUUGAUCAGUUUUGUUUUUGCUUGUAGACAACAUUUCAUAACCCCAUCACGAUUCCAAACACAACGCCAAGUGCACCCACAAACACAAAAAACAUUAUCAUUCAGGUUUUGUACAUUUUCAGGUCUUUCAAUCAAAAAUAUAGGUUCUCUCAUUUUCCUCAUCCUUUCAGGGUGGACACAAAGCAAAGGUUGACAUAACCUUCUGUAGACACUGAUAUUGAUGCAACACUAUGGUCAAUAACCUGUUCACGGAAGUGCUUUCAUUCAGUAGCCAUUUUAAGUCUCUGGAGUCUUACAUUUACAUAGCAAAUGUGUUACAGAAGGAGAUGUUUAUGGUUUAUGUGUAGAAAUAAACAUGUUUUGACCAUUAUGUAUAAAUAAUAUUGUCUUAAACUGCA
This is a messenger RNA of Alosa alosa (allis shad), 1138 nucleotides long. It is a transcript of the gene ufm1, whose product is annotated as ubiquitin-fold modifier 1. Bases 99 to 374 code for a protein of 91 amino acids. The transcript has 6 exons. NCBI's taxonomy places the organism in Eukaryota, Metazoa, Chordata, Actinopteri, Clupeiformes, Clupeidae. Gene Ontology annotation, biological process: protein K69-linked ufmylation. Gene Ontology annotation, cellular component: nucleus; cytoplasm. The record is from RefSeq and is a predicted model, not a curated record.